Molecule: messenger RNA, 1416 nt
Organism: Pipistrellus nathusii (Nathusius's pipistrelle)
Lineage: Eukaryota; Metazoa; Chordata; Mammalia; Chiroptera; Vespertilionidae
Source: the annotation of a GenBank genome assembly
AUGAAGCUCAAGUCCGUCACAGAAAGCUUUGCCAAAGUGAUCCAUGGCUUGAACGUGGGACACCUGACAGAUCGUGUUAUUCAGAGGAGCAAGAGGAUGAUUCUGGAUACGCUGGGCGUUGGGUUCCUGGGAACCGGUACAGAAGUGUUUCACAAAGCCAACGAAUAUAGUAAAAUCUACAGUUCCAACGUAUCCAGCACUGUUUGGGGCCAGCCAACCUUGAGACUCCCACCGACAUAUGCUGCUUUUGUCAACGGUGUGGCUAUUCACUCCAUGGAUUUCGAUGACACGUGGCAUCCUGCCACCCACCCUUCUGGAGCUGUCCUUCCUGUCCUCAUGGCUUUAUCAGAAGCCCAACUUCCAAGUCCAAAGCUCUCUGGUCUUGACCUACUGCUUGCUUUCAAUGUUGGGGUCGAAGUGCAAGGCCGACUAAUGAAUUUUUCCAAGGACGCCAAUAACAUACCGAAAAGAUUCCAUCCGCCAUCGGUGGUAGGAACUUUGGGGAGUGCUGCUGCUGCAUCCAAGAUGUUAGGGCUCAGCAUGGCCAACUGCCAAAAGGCCUUGGCUAUUGCCGUUUCUCAUGCCGGGGCACCCAUGGCAAAUGCCGCCACUCAGACCAAGCCUCUCCACAUGGGGAACGCUGCCAGGCACGGGAUGGAAGCUGCUUUCUUGGCCCUGCUGGGUCUCGAAGGAAACAAGCAGGUCUUGGACACACAGACUGGAUUCGGGGCCUUCUAUACCAACUACUCCCCCAAAGUCCUUCCAAACCUAGAUUCUUACACGUGGCUCCUGGACCAGCAGGAUGUGGCUUUCAAGAGUUUCCCUGCACAUCUGGCCACCCACUGGGUGGCAGACGCCGCUGCAUCAGUGAGAAAGCACCUUGUAACUGACAGAGCCAUGCUUCCCACUGACCACAUUGAGAGGAUCGUGCUCAGAAUUCCAGAUGUCCAGUACGUAAACCGGCCUUUCCCGGACUCGGAGCACGAAGCCCGUCACUCCUUCCAGUACGCGGCCUGUGCCAUGCUGCUCGAUGGUGGCAUCGCGGUUCCAUCGUUCCACAGAGACCAGAUCAACAAGCCACAGGUGAGAGAGUUACUUGGCAAGGUGGAGCUGGAGCAUCCUCAGGACAACCUGCCAAGCUUCAACACACUCUACUGUGAGAUAAGUGUCACCCUCAAGGAUGGAGCCACCCUCACCGAGCGCUGUGAUACCUUCUAUGGUCACUGGAGGAAGCCGCUGAGCCAGAAAGACCUAGAGGCCAAGUUCAGAGCCAAUGCCUCCACGAUGCUGUCCUGCGAUACAGUAGAAAGACUUAUACAGACAGUGGACAACCUGGAAGGUAUAGAGGACUGUUCUGUGCUAACCUCACUUCUGAAAGGACCCUCUCCACCAGAGAUGAUUUCACAAUCCAUCUAG